UGGAAUUGUUAGAUGUUUAGUGUAGCCAAAGGAUAUGGUUUUAUUCGUGUUGAUGGUUCGGAAAAGGACUGCUUUGUUCAUGCCUCCGCCAUUCUUCGUACAGUUAAUGUCCCUCUUGCUUUGAUUGAGAAUCAACAGGUCGAGUUUGAUAUAAUUGAAGGACUGAAAGGUCCUGAAGCUGUUUGCGUUUCUGGCCCCGGCGGUGUUCGUGUUGGCAAGACUAUUGGUUAUAUGUAUAAAGGUACUUUUUACCAUACAUAUCCGCGUUUCCGUCAAUUUCCAAUGAUGCCUGGUCGUUAUCCUGCUGGUCAGCGCCGAAAUGACAACAACACUGUAGAGCAUAAACAAAAUAGCAAUAUGGGGAAGAAGGUGGAUGCUGGUAGUGAAAAGAAUGGGAACCGUCAUCAAAAGGCUAUUGAAGGUGAAGGAAAGGCGGUCGUUCAUGAUGAAAAGACUACUGAAGGAAAAACGGUUUAAUUUUUUAUAAUUUUUUUAUUUUGGGGAGUUCACUAGGGUUUUUGGGAUCUUCCAAGCAUUUUAUUAAGCAAUAGUUGGGUAACUUUCAUUUCUUCACUAUUUUCCCUUGUUUUUCCUUUGGAAUUUUUGAAUCAAUCAAAACGGAUUAAUUUUGCGUAACUCCGACAGAUUCGAUUCCACGUUCAUGACACGUUAUUUUUACCUUAUUUUCAUUCUCUCGGGUCAUUCCUUUUUCAUGAAGAGAUUUGGAAGUGUUCAUUC
Molecule: messenger RNA, 738 nt
Organism: Meloidogyne enterolobii
Lineage: Eukaryota; Metazoa; Nematoda; Chromadorea; Rhabditida; Meloidogynidae
Source: the annotation of a GenBank genome assembly